Molecule: messenger RNA, 4121 nt
Organism: Lagenorhynchus albirostris (white-beaked dolphin)
Lineage: Eukaryota; Metazoa; Chordata; Mammalia; Artiodactyla; Delphinidae
Gene: PDE1B
Product: phosphodiesterase 1B
Exons: 11
Coding region: 1725-2723 (332 amino acids)
Biological process (GO): signal transduction
Molecular function (GO): 3',5'-cyclic-nucleotide phosphodiesterase activity
Source: RefSeq, a predicted model, not a curated record
AUCCCUGCCUCUGGGUAGGAUUCUCUACUCCCACCACCCUGUUCUCAAAGAGUCCCAACAAGCAGCAGACUCCACAGGCUCCCUGGCUCAGUCUCACUGUCAGGGAAGUCGCCCCCUGCACACCCCAGUCUAGCCUUUCCUUCACUUGCUGCAGUCCCAGCCUCUGGCUUCAUGUAUUGCUUUCUAGGGGAAGAUUCUAGCCCUGAAACUGGCCAGCCUAGGAUUCUGCACUCUCGCCCUUUGCUCUGUCCCCUAACUUGUCCUCUCCAGGCUGGCUGCAAGUUCAGUUCCCUAUUUCAGCCCUCCUGCCCCUGUCCGUGGACGCUGGAGGCUUAGAGGUCAGAAGCUCUCAGCUGGUGCCCUGCAGGACUAGUGUCUCUCCAUUUGUUUCGGGGGGGCCUCUCCCUCCCCUCCCCCUCCAGCUCUAGUCUCUGUCCAAGGAAUUUUAGGGAGAGGGUCAGCUCUUGGCAAGGCUACGUAGGGCUGUAGGAGGGGAGGGAGGGUGUGAACUCGAUUUGCUCUUCAGCUUGGCUGGCCAGGAAGUGUACAGGAUUAACGUCCUCUUCAGAUCCUGUGCCAGGAGGAAGGGUCUUUUGAGAACAGGGGCCGGUUAAAGAUCACUUGCACGUGGAAAAACCACACUUGGAAGUGGAGGGUGAGGGGGGCUGAGGAGUCGCCAUGGGGAUAUUUGGCGAGCACUUGGGUGAGGCGUUAGGGUGGAGGAGAACAUGUGUGUUCUGAGGGGUUUGGCGGGGGGUCAAAGGAGUCCAGCUGGAGGGCCCCUCCCAGAGGGCUCUGGGAGGUAACCCGGCCACCUGUGCCUCCACUUCACUGUAACAGACUAUUGGUGUGUGAGAGCCUUUCCUCGACCUUUGACUCCUCCCUUUACAACUCCCAAGGGGUUUCCAGAACGUCCCUGAGAUGCUCAGCUGAGAUUUUCUUCAGUGCCUCCCGAGCCCUGUUCUGCAGUUGCGUUUUCUUCUUCUUUCCAAUCCUGCCCUCUCCAGGACGGAGAACAGCAGGCUCUUAUUUUUCCUAAGACUUUUCCCAGCUCGUGUUUCUCCAGACUGGUUCUCAGGCUUACUCCAGACACCAAGUUCUCCCACAGGUGCUUCCUCACCCGGAAGGACUGGUUCCGGGGAACUCCGAGAGUAACUGCAUCACGUUGGGUUUGGCCUCGCCCCAGCCCACCUUGCUCCAAGGCAGUUAGAGAGAGAGGAGCCUUCUUGCUCUAGUAGUAGAGACCCCCUUGGAGCCGCCCUUUUCAAGCUCCACAUUCCCUUCCUGGGUACCCAGCCCCUCCCAUGCUCCUCCCCUUCCCUUCCCUUCCUCCAGGGACACCAUGGCAACGCAAAAGCAAGGGCGGUUGUCGUGGAAACAGUCCUUUAAAAUUCCCUGAAUUUGGGGCACAGCCCUCCAGGGGUUGGGGCGGGGGACGUUAGGGUCCGACUGACUAGUGGCACAUCCUCUGUUGUCUCGUCACUACUGCGCAUCUCUACAGAAGCUUCCUCAAGUCCUGAACCCCGCUCUCCUUGCAGCCUCAGAGAUCUAGGGACAGGUACAGACACCAGCCCCGCCCUCUGGGAACCUUGGGCCUUUGAAGGAAGCAAACGUACCCCAGGGCACAUGCAGAGACCGAGACAGGAUUGAGACAGGAUUGAAUAGCCCGCGCGCAGCCCGACAGACCUCUGGUUCCUGGUGCUUGGAUUCCCACUGUGUUUUUGAUGACUUUCCUGGAUGCCUUGGAGACAGGUUAUGGGAAGUACAAGAACCCUUACCAUAACCAGAUCCAUGCAGCUGACGUUACACAGACGGUCCAUUGCUUCUUGCUCCGCACAGGGAUGGUGCACUGCCUGUCGGAGAUCGAGGUCCUGGCCAUCAUCUUUGCUGCAGCCAUCCACGACUAUGAGCACACUGGCACUACCAACAGCUUCCACAUCCAGACCAAGUCAGAAUGCGCCAUCCUGUACAAUGAUCGCUCAGUGCUGGAGAAUCACCACAUCAGCUCUGUUUUCCGAAUAAUGCAGGACGACGAGAUGAACAUUUUCAUCAACCUCACCAAGGAUGAGUUUGUAGAGCUGCGGGCCCUGGUCAUCGAGAUGGUGUUGGCCACAGACAUGUCCUGCCAUUUCCAGCAAUUGAAGUCCAUGAAGACGGCCUUGCAGCAGCUGGAAAGGAUUGAUAAGCCCAAGGCCCUGUCUCUACUGCUGCAUGCUGCUGACAUCAGCCACCCAACCAAGCAGUGGUCGGUUCACAGCCGCUGGACCAAGGCCCUCAUGGAGGAAUUCUUCCGCCAGGGUGACAAAGAGGCAGAGCUGGGCCUGCCCUUUUCUCCGCUCUGUGACCGCACUUCCACUCUCGUGGCACAGUCCCAGAUUGGUUUCAUUGACUUCAUCGUGGAACCCACGUUCUCUGUGCUGACUGAUGUGGCCGAGAAGAGUGUCCAGCCCAUGGGGGAGGAAGACUCCAAGUCUAAAACCCAGCCCAGCUUCCAGUGGCGCCAGCCUUCUCUGGAUGUGGAAGUGGGAGAUCCCAACCCCGACGUGGUCAGCUUCCGCUCUACCUGGAUCAAAUACAUUCAGGAGAACAAGCAGAAAUGGAAGGAACGGGCGGCAAGCGGCGUCACCAACCAGAUGUCCAUUGACGAGCUGUCCCCCUGUGAGGAAGAGGCGCCAGCCUCCCCUGCCGAAGAUGAACACAACCAGAACGGGAAUCUGGACUAGCCUGGGGCUGGCCCAGGUCCUCACCGAGUCCAAAGUGUUCGAUGUCGUCAGCACCACCCAUCGGGACUGGCUCCCCCAUCUGCUCCAAGGGAGCAUGGACAUCAAGGAACAGACACCCCACCCGAAGGACAGACGCCAGAGAUUGCGGGAUUGGGGAAAGGGCCUGUCCCCACCCGACACCCACUGGGGCGCACUUUAAUCUGCCGGCGGCAAGACUGGGGAACUUCAGGCUCCCAGUGGUCACUGUGUCCAUCCCCCCCCCCCGCCUCUGGACUCUCCCUAUGGCCAGAUGGUCAGCUGGAGGGGAGCUUCCUGGAGGCUUCCCAGGGCCUGCGGGGGAGGGUUGGAGAUGCCAGCCCCCUGGGUCCUCCCGCAUCCUUCUUGCCUCCAAGUUUCUAAGCAAUACAUUUUGGGGGUUUCCUCAGCCCCCACCCCAGACCUUAGCUGGCAGGUCUGGGUCCCCCUUUUCCUCCCCUGGGAAGGGCUGGAAUAGGAUAGGAAGCUGGGGGUUUUCAGAGCCCUAUGUGAGGGUAGGGGAGUGGGCUCCUUCAGGGCAUGGUACCUUUCUAGGGCCUGGGAAUGGGGGGCAUCCUCUUUACCCCAGACCUGCACUGCUUCAGUCCCAUCCCCAGCCCAGACCCUGCAAUCUUCCCUCUCUCCCAUUCUGCAAUGGUGACUGGGGGAAGAGGAGCCAUUGCCACCAGGGGCUGAGAGGAGGCCUUUCCUGGGGUGGCCAAGGACUCGGGACUGGUCUAGGCCCCUGGGGCUUGUCAUCUGCCCUGGCUGAGUCCUGAACCCUUUGCCUCCUUCCUCUCCCCUGGGGCUGGGAGGCUCCCAUCCGACCAAUGUCUGUACAGUGCUUUGAAGUCUCCCCAGCAAAGCACCUUCAGGAUACAUCCUACGGGCACAGGAGGGGAGAGCUGGGUUGGGGUCAAGGGCGCAUGGGGAGGGUGAGGUGUAACCCAGUAAUCCUGUGUUGCUGACAGAGAGGGUCCCUCCCCCUCCUAGCCCCGGCCCAAGAGGCCCCUCCCCAGGACAAGUGGGGAGUGGCGGGUGGAAGGCAGACGGGCAGGGGCUCAGGACUGCUGCUCUCAUGUCCUCUGGAGAGAGCCCAGCCAGGCCCCUGCCCCUUCCUCUCCUCAGGCUCCUCUCACCCGGCUUUGUCCCAGGAAGGGCCCAAGUCCAGGUGACUGCCCUCCUCCUUUCUUGUACCAACCAUGCAUUUGUACAGUGGGCCCUGUUCCUGUGAAGUCAUAUCCAUGGUCUCUUAGACCUGCCACCUGCCACUUGUCCCUCCUACCCCACCCUGAGUGGGGCAGAGACGCAUGAGACUCACCCCCACCCUUGGUCUCCCAGAAUCCUGCUAUAGCCAGAGAUCAAUAAAGAAGGGAGACCUGG